GACGGUGGGAGCAGAUCCAUUUCCGGGUUGGCAAAAGGGGCGGCGGCGGCGAGAAAGAGAGCUUGCUGGGGGGCGAGCGGGACAAGACGAAACCGGAGCAGAGGUGGCGGAAGAUUCGCUCCCGGAGCAGCUGCGACCAGAUCGGAAAGAGGCCGGGACGACUGAGUCCAUCGCUGAGGUCCUGCAAAUCCAACUUAGUUGACUGGAUUGAGUCUUACAACUUUGGGAUCUUGGAAACUGGUCUGGAGACAGGAUUGUUGGGAAGGAACAUCUGUGUUUCUGAUGUCUUAAGGGUGUUAGUAUGAGAGAGAAGAGACUCUUUGACAGUGAAAGUCACAGCUUUGUUAUUAGAUUAUCUGGUAUAUGAGUGACCUAAAGCUGCAAAUAAACACGGAGAGAGAUCAGUGCCAACAGGGAGCAGGGCAAGGAUGCCAAUUCCUCCUCCCCCUCCACCCCCUCCUGGCCCUCCUCCACCUCCCACUUUUAAUCAGGCAAACAUAGAGCCUCCCAAGCUGAGUAGAGAUGAGCAGCGGGGAAGAGGUGCCCUCUUACAGGACAUUUGCAAAGGGACCAAGCUGAAGAAGGUGACCAACAUUAAUGAUCGAAGUGCUCCUGUCCUUGAGAAGCCCAAAGGAAGUAGUGGUGGUUAUGGCUCUGGAGCCGGUGCCCUGCAACCCAAGGGAGGUCUCUUCCAAGGAGGAGUGCCGAAACUCCGCCCUGUGGGAGCCAAGGAUGUUUCAGAGAACCUAGCUGGUAAGCCAGCCCUACAAGUCCCCAGUUCUCGAGCUGCUGCCCCAAGGCCUCCAGUAUCUACAGCCAGUGGACGUCCUCAAGAUGAUACAGACAGCGGCCGAGCCUCCCUCCCAGAACUGCCCCGGAUGCAGAGACCCUCUUUACCGGACCUCUCUCGUCCCAACACCACCAGCAGUACGGGCAUGAAGCACAGCUCCUCUGCCCCUCCCCCACCACCUCCAGGGCGUCGUGCCAAUGCACCCCCUACGCCUCUGCCUAUGCACAGCAACAAAGCCCCAGCCUACAACAGAGAGAAACCCUUGCCACCGACACCUGGACAGAGGCUCCACCCUGGUCGAGAGGGACCUCCUGCUCCUCCCCCAGUCAAACCACCUCCUUCCCCUGUGAAUAUCCGAACGGGACCAAGUGGCCAGUCUCUGGCUCCUCCUCCUCCGCCUUACCGCCAACCUCCAGGGGUCCCCAAUGGACCCUCCAGUCCCACUAAUGAAUCAGCCCCUGAGCUGCCACAGAGACACAAUUCUUUACAUAGGAAGACACCAGGGCCUGUCAGAGGCCUAGCACCUCCUCCACCCACCUCAGCCUCUCCUUCUUUAUUGAGUAAUAGGCCUCCUCCCCCAGCCCGAGACCCUCCCAGUAGGGGAGCAGCUCCUCCACCUCCACCCCCCAUGAUCCGAAAUGGUGCCAGGGAUGCUCCUCCACCCCCACCACCAUAUCGAAUGCAUGGGUCAGAACCCCUGAACAGAGGAAAGCCCCCACCUCCACCCUCAAGGACUCCAGCUGGACCACCCCCUCCUCCUCCACCACCUCUGAGGAAUGGCCACAGAGAUUCUAUCACCACUGUUCGGUCUUUCUUGGAUGAUUUUGAGUCAAAGUAUUCCUUCCACCCAGUAGAAGAUUUUCCUGCUCCAGAAGAAUAUAAACAUUUUCAGAGAAUAUAUCCCAGCAAAACAAACAGAGCCGCCCGUGGAGCCCCACCUCUGCCACCCAUUCUCAGGUGAAGUCCGACUUGGUCCUGUUCCUCAGGAAAAAGGAUGGACCUCCUCUUUUUCUCAGAUGGUCCUUUCCACUCCCCUGAAACCUGCAUGAGAGCUCCUACCAUGUUUCUCCUGUGCAAACAACCCUAGACUCCAAGCAUCCUUCCAGCUCACCUCCAUCUAUGCAUCUCGUCUCUGGACUUGGUGAUUGGACUCUUUAUAUCGGCAGUAGGGUCCCAAAUCCUGUAUCCAUCCCCCCUCUAACAAACCCUACUAGCCAGAAGAGGAGCAAGCCUCCAUGUCUCCUCUGGGGAAAGGUGCCUUGUUGUGGUGAAUGAACUCAUUUUGGGGCAGGGUGGAAAAUGGUACCCUUGUCUGCUCUUAUCCACUGUGGGGGAAGCUUGGCAGGGAGAUUGUCUUCCAUCAUUUAGGAGGCUGGCAUGGCCAGGACUUUGGUGGGAGGGGAGGGGGCAUUUUUAGUGAAGCAGGAAAGGAGUUUGCAAGAAUUGAUCUGUUUUAAAGGUCAGCUUUGGAGAAAGGACAAGGAAAUGGGUCUGCUUUAUUUUUAGGGGUAUUUCAGUUCUCACCCCCUCCCAUCCCAGGGAUAAGUUGGAUAUAAACACUAAAUACUAAUCAGUUGAACUAAACCUUUAAUCAGAGGAGAGGGCAAGAUAAACAGAGGAUCAUUUUAGAGUUAUUCAGUUUUUCUGUAGCUAAGGGACCAGGAGCCAUUUGAGUCCUCUAGGACUUCCUGCCCCCUUUCCUCAGGGUGCUAGGCUGAAGAGUGUUCUGUUCCAUCACCUGAAAAGAGCAGUUCCUUUUUGUCAGGGGCAUCAUUCAUUCCUGAUCCACAAACCCCAAAAACUGCUAGUAGGGAAUAGGAAGACAGGGUCUGGGCCUUAACCUCAACUUCAAGUCUGCCUCAGUCUUUUCUUACUGACCCUAUCCCUUUGAGUCCUUCAUGCUCCAGAAUGACUUAAGAAGGGAAGGGCAAAGCACUCUGUGGGAGGGGCUGGGCAUGUAGGACUGCAAAGGACUUUAUGGCCUGUUUAUGCUGAAGUUCACAGCCAUCUGACUGAGGAAGCUCUUUCCAUUCUUUUCUUCACCAACCUCACCUUCCCAAGACUGCAGGGGCUAACGCAGCAGAGUUAAGGGGUGAGGAAGUGAGUAGAAGUUUGUGGGGAUACUCUAAAUUCCUUUAUGCCAAGAAGCACAAAGACUUUGCUGUGAAGUGUGCUUCAGUCUGAUAGAUCUUCCCUGGUAGCCAGCAAUAUGUUGUUUCUUUGUCUUCCAGGUCUUAAUUAAAGAGCACAGAGAAAAUGGAGGGUCCAACUGAGGUUGGACGAUGGGACAGUGACUUUCCCUUCUCCAACAACAGGUUGGGGCUCCUGGGCUUCACACACCAGAUGGAUUGGUUUGCUACAGCUGUUGCCAUAUACAGAGGCUACUCAGAACUUGGCAUGAGAGCAGGGAGACCAGGCUGUUCUUUGAAAUGAAGGGGGGAAAACUAGUUAAAAACCUCUUCUGACACAUCACAGGCUUGAACUUCCGCAGGGACCUUUCUAAUCCAUUGGAUCACAGGUGGACGCCAGGUGAAACCCAAAUCUUCCCAGUGGUGGGUGAAGGAAGGCUCAACUUGGGUCCUCUUUGGAGUCUGUUGUCCUUGCCAUCCCUUGGACCACACUGACUCUGAGUACAGACUUUCAUGAUUAGGUCUGUCACCAGACAUUUUUUUUUUUUUUUGUGGGGGGGGGUGUUACUGGGGAUUGAACUCGGAGACACUCAACCACUGAGCCACAUCCCCAGCCCUAUUUUGUAUUUUAUUUAGACAGGAUCUCACUGAGUUGCU
Sciurus carolinensis (gray squirrel) is the source of this 3576-nucleotide messenger RNA. RefSeq names its product WAS/WASL interacting protein family member 2 (gene Wipf2). The record is from RefSeq and is a predicted model, not a curated record. Bases 429 to 1751 code for a protein of 440 amino acids. NCBI's taxonomy places the organism in Eukaryota, Metazoa, Chordata, Mammalia, Rodentia, Sciuridae. Gene Ontology annotation, molecular function: actin binding. The transcript is spliced from 10 exons.